AUGACGCCUACGAGAAAGUAUGAGAGCUCGGAUGUCUCUGCCGAGAAGAAUUACGUUAGAAACACGAUCCAGAGAUCAAGAGAAUCUAUAAAGGAGAAAAUACUUGUAAGCCGAGUUUGGAAAAUAUAUUUUAGUUUAUUCAAGAAUUCAACUUUUGCUUUGAAUGAUAUCAAUUAUUCUGUAAAAAAAGGUGAAUGUUUUGGCUUGAUCGGCUUAAAUAGUUCCGGCAAAACAACCCAAUUCAAAGUGAUAACUUGCCAAGAUUAUGCAACAAAGGGAAACAUUUUUGUUGACGGACACUACGCCCAUUUUAACGCUACGCGGUAUGCUUACUCUCUGGGUUAUUGUCCACAAUCUUACGGUCUGGAUUACUUCCGAUCUGGUGAGAGCAAUAUGAAAAUGCUAUUGCGCCUCCGAGGACACUCAAAUCGUAAAGCACAAGAUGUGACCAAGGCUUGGUUCAAUAUCAUUGGCUUGAAACGUCACGCAAAGAAGGCGGUAUGGAGUUACAGCAUGGGCAUGAGGCGGCGGCUGGCGAUUGGCUGCGCGCUUUGCUCUGGUACUCCCGUAAAACUGCUGGACGAGCCCACUGCGGGGAUCGAUGUCGCCGCCAAGCACCGCGUAUGGGCCGAGAUUAAGCGUAGACUUUCCCAUGGCGACACCGUUGUGCUCUCGUCUCAUAAGUAA
Parnassius mnemosyne (clouded apollo) is the source of this 687-nucleotide messenger RNA. Lineage: Eukaryota; Metazoa; Arthropoda; Insecta; Lepidoptera; Papilionidae. The record is from the annotation of a GenBank genome assembly.